CAUUAUUUCAAUGAAUUACAUUAAUUAAAAAAAAUAUCUUGUAUGCCUUAUUUUGUCCUUGCUUUAGUUUGUCCUUGCGCUAUUUUGUCCUAACGCUAUUUUGUCCUGUGCCAUUAUAUCCAAUAUCUAUUACUCUUAAUUGUACAUAUUUUAAAUGAAAAUGAGCUACGCAGUGUUUAUAUUUUGAAACAGUCGAACUGUACCAAAACAAAAGUGAAAUUACAUAAGAAAAUUCACGUUUAACAUUGACCGUACUAUCGAACAAAUCAUUUUCAUCGUAAUCUAAAAUUAAAAUAUCUCCUCUGCCCAACUCGAACGAGCCUAUCCAUGUUGUUGAUUUGAUUUCAGUUCCGACGAACUUGCUCAGAUUGAUGGUCGGAUUUUAAUGAAUUUUGACUCAUGUCAUAGAGGCUAUUUUCGAUCGUUGCCUUAGGUUCAGCCGCUUGCCGGGAAAGUACCAUGCUGAGAAAAGCCGAUCUUGUGCGUUCGAUCGACGUUUUCCUGUAAACAUCUGCCAAAAGAAAAUGAGCCUUUUAAAAUGGACGAGGACGAGGCAUACUCUUACGCUUUUUUGACAGGAUCAAGAUUUUGGGUUCAACGAGUAUUGGUACCGAUAUUACUAUGUCUAGGUCUUCUAGGAAAUACCAUCACUGUUAUGGUACUAACAAGAAGGAGAAUGCGUAGCUCUACAAAUACAUACCUAUCUGCUCUGGCUUGUGCUGACAUAAUUCACUUAUUGUUCGGGUUUUUGCUGUCAUUCGAACACUACCCGAAUAUACACGACAAAAAAUACGAACUUUACUGGAGAUUCUACGGCUUGACUCAUUGGUUAUGCGACGCUGCAAGCGCAACGUCAGCUUGGUUAGCAGUUUCGUUCACCAUAGAACGCUACAUAGCAGUGUGCCAUCCUAUGAAAGGCAAACUCUUUUGUACAGAACGUCGGGCCAAAAGAGUUAUAGUAAUCGUCUACAUUUUCUGCAUUUUAACAACAGCCUCCACGACAUUUGAAUACCAACUGAGUUUCACGGAUACCUGCGUACAAGAAUGUUCAAUUGAUGCUCCUCGAAACAAUACUACAACAGCAGAGUCUGAAGUAAAAACUAGCAUCAGUAGGAUAGAACCUACUAAUCCGACAUUCGAAUACUCAGACCUUAAGGGAUACGAUACAUACGUCCGAAAACAAUUAAAGCAUAUAUUAUCUAACUGUACUAGUCAUCCACAUAUCAUUUUAGUACCUGUUUAUCCUUACCAUUUGAACACGACUAAGGACGUGGAAAAAACCACUCUAACCAUGGAAGAAGAAUUAGAGAAAGUUUUAAAUACAUUUGAUCCGAAUAGUACAAUUAUUAGAACAUUAGUAGAUAUUAAUAAUGAAAGUAUAAUUGAAGAUAAUCCUAGAUUAACUACAAAUAAAGUUAUCAGAUCAGCUGAUAUACAACCAGACGACAAUAUCGAUUCCAGCGCAAAUGAUACUGUUACAGAUAUUUCAUACCCAGGCAUCAAUUCUACUUAUUGUUGUGUGCCUUAUAAACAGAUUAAUGUAGAGAAUACAGAAUUGGGAAAAAGCAAAACCUAUACGGACUUCAUAUACUGGUAUAGUGCGGUAUUUUUUGCUAUACUUCCAUUGUUGUUGAUAGGUACGUUCAAUUGUUUUUUGGUUCGAGCCGUUUAUUUGUCGCAGAAGACCAGAAGGGUGAUGACAAAUUCCCAGGACAGAGUUUCUUGGACAAAUGAAAAAAGGAUAACAAUAAUGUUAAUAGGCAUAGUAUUUGCAUUUUUAAUAUGCUCAAUACCAACAGCAAUACACCUGAUUUAUUAUCAUUUUAAUGAACCAAAAAAUAAGGUAGAAAUUAAUAUAAGACUGAUUUUAGGCAACUUCUGCAACUUCAUGGUAAUGCUGAAUGCUCCUUGCAACUUCCUUAUCUAUUGCUUGCUGAGCAAAAAGUUUCGAAUGACCUUCAAAAAGAUAUUUUGGGAGAGACGUAGGGGCACGCAAGUGGACGCCGAGACCAUUCUCCUGUCUUCCACCAAAACAAAGGAUUCAAAUAAAUUCAGCAUAUACAAACACGGUCUGAUGAAAAGAAACGCGUCCGAAUACCGAACUCCAAGAAACUUGGAGACGCACAGCUUGACCAGCAUGCCUAGAUCGAAAUCCCUGAUGAUGAGACAGAUAGGAAAGGCGAAAUCCUGUGAUUUGAACGUUUGAACUAUAUUAGUUUGUGACACAAAAGCAAGUGUUGGACUGCACCGAGUGUAAAAAGAGUUGUCUACCUCUUGAAAUUGUUACUUAAUUUAACUAGAUUUAUUGUUUCAUUGAAAUUUUGAUGAUUGCGCUUAUCAAAGACCAAUAAUUUAAAUUUUUUGUUAAAAUGUGCUGUGUUAAAUUGGUACGGAUAUAAAAAAUGAAUAAUAAUGGGUAUGCAAGUGAUUUAUUUAUUUUUUUACUUAGGAAGGUGGUGACAUGUAUACUCAUUAUACCACUAAAAAAUACACUUUAUAUAGGUAGAGCCAACAAUUUAUAAUAAGACAUGUGAAAAAGAGCCUUCUCCAAAAAUUGAAAUUUUGCUGGGUAAAUUGUUAUUUUCCAGUCCAUGGUAUUGUACAUAAUUAUGUAAAUUUGUAUAAUUUUUAAUAAAUUAUAUUUUAUUGAUGUGUAAAUAUAAAAUGUAAGUAA
Molecule: messenger RNA, 2674 nt
Organism: Psylliodes chrysocephalus
Lineage: Eukaryota; Metazoa; Arthropoda; Insecta; Coleoptera; Chrysomelidae
Source: the annotation of a GenBank genome assembly